Poecilia reticulata (guppy) is the source of this 2770-nucleotide messenger RNA. RefSeq names its product gap junction gamma-1 protein-like. Gene Ontology annotation, molecular function: gap junction channel activity. The record is from RefSeq and is a predicted model, not a curated record. Gene Ontology annotation, cellular component: connexin complex. Gene Ontology annotation, biological process: cell-cell signaling. NCBI's taxonomy places the organism in Eukaryota, Metazoa, Chordata, Actinopteri, Cyprinodontiformes, Poeciliidae.
AGACUCUGCUCACAGUGGGAUGACCGCUGCUGAUGGAGAUCAUGACACAUCGCUCAGCAUCUCUUACAGGCGUCGACAGAAGAAGCUCAAGGCUGUGAUGACAUAGAAAACAUGUCAUGAUAAAGUCAAACUCCUCCUUUCUUGAUUCACUCAGGGAGUUUCAGUCAGUUUGUCUUCAGCACCAUCCGCGCUGCGUUUCUGCGGCUCUCCGGGAGAAGACAGAAGAGGAGAUGUUGUUUUUAAAAGUAAGGCACAACCUCUUUACGCAUCCUUUAGUAUUUUAAUGAGCAGUAAAAGCAGGGAGUCAGCGCUGCUGCUGCUGUUUUGGCCGGAGAUCUUUUGUUUUUUUUAGCCAGCGGUUGCUUUGCUGGACUUUCUGCAUUCUGCCGGUUGAAAACGUUAAAACUCGACGAUGCGCUCGGAAAAGUGAGGAAAAAUGCUCAGAUUUGGCUUUUGCAGAUGGGGUUUAAAUUCAAGAUAUCGGAGAAGACGUCAAGUUGGAGAGGAUCAAAUAAUUACACAAAAAGGUCGCUAACGGAAGGCGUAUGCUGGCUCUGGCUGUAGUUUUCCUGCCAUUACCAUGAGCUGGAGCUUCCUGACGCGCUUGCUGGAGGAAAUUCACAAUCACUCCACGUUUGUGGGCAAGAUCUGGCUCACCGUCCUCCUCGUCUUCCGCAUCGUCUUGACAGCCGUGGGAGGCGAGUCGAUCUACUACGAUGAGCAGAGCAAGUUUGUCUGCAACUCGGCCCAGCCGGGCUGUGAGAACGUCUGCUACGACGCCUUCGCUCCUCUGUCCCACGUCCGCUUCUGGGUUUUCCAAACCAUCCUGGUGGCUGCGCCGUCCCUCAUGUAUCUUGGCUACGCUGUGAACAAAAUCGCUCGGGCAGAAGAGCAGGCAGAUAAGGGGAGAGUGAGGAGAUUUCCGCGAAACAAACUCAAGAAGCGCUACCUGGGGAGCAGGAAGCAGCACAGGGGCGUGGAAGAGGCUGAGGACGACGACGAGGAAGACCCGAUGAUCUACGAAGUGGCGGAGGACGAUGGGAGUCUAGCUGCGAAGGGAGACAGUAAUGAGAGACAAGUGAAAGAAAAGGUCCGCCAUGAUGGUCGUCAGCGGAUUAAAGAAGACGGGCUGAUGCGCAUUUAUGUCUUCCAGCUGUUGGCGCGUUCCGUCCUGGAGGUGGGCUUCCUCUGUGGACAGUAUGUGCUGUACGGAUUUGCAGUGCCUUCCAGAUACGUUUGCUCCGACCUGCCCUGUCCGCACAGCGUGGACUGCUUCGUGUCGCGGCCCACGGAGAAAACCAUCUUCCUCCUCAUCAUGUACGCCGUCUCUUUGCUCUGCCUGGUGCUCAAUUUAUGGGAGAUGCUUCACCUGGGCAUUGGCACCAUCUGUGAAAUGGCACGUUCCCGCCAGCUGCAGCUGCGUGACAACGAGCUGUACGGACUCACAAAGAGGAAUAAAGCAGUGAAUGAGGCGGGGCUGAGCGACGACCACUGCAGCUCCCCUUUCACCUGGAAUGAAUCUCCAGCCCCUCCAGGAUACAACAUCGCCGUCAAACCUCUCGUGGUGUCUAAGGGGAACCACAUCCCACCUCUUCCCAUCACCGACCUCACCCACGCCAAGAUCGCGUGCCGACAGAACCACGUGAACAUCGCCCAGGAGGAGCGACAGCAGUACGUCAACAACGACGAGAACCUGUGCCGGGCUGGGAGGGGCGACGGUCCCAGAAGUGCCCAGAAAGACGUGGGCCAGGCGCAGAAGAAGCUGAAUGCGAACAACCAGACCAGUUGUUCGCUGCAGGGCCACGGUAACAACAACAACAGCAAACCCAACCAUGAACGUAAACACCGGCAGGCGUCCCGUCACGCCUCCGGAAAGGCCGAGACCAACAAGGGCAGCAGCGGCACAAGCAGCAGCAGCAAAUACGGAGUGAUAAAGAGUUCUGAGUGGAUCUGAAAUAAAGAAACACUGUUCAGACACAGAACUUGGGUUACAACUGAUGCAGCUACACCACAGAGAUUUUCUCAAAAGCACCAUUCAGUAAAAGUCUCUGUAUUUCUGAAAACAAUCUCCUACAGUGUCAAUCCCGGUUAAAACAUUUGCUUAUCCAAGUAACUUUUGGGUAAAACCAGGUUCUUCAGGGACAAAUAAAGUAUUCAAGGGCUUAUUUCAGUUAGCAUUAGCGACUCCUCUACAGUAUUUUUCAUUAUUUUGUUGUUUACAUUUGACACUUAGCAGUUAUAGAAGAGAUUAGCCAAACCCGACUACAUAACUUUAAACAUCUAUAAGCAAAAAUGUGUUGAAAAUGGUAAGACAGGUGUAUUUCUCUUAAGAAAUACAGAGUAGAUACUUGUAUCCUGGUAUUUUUAUUAUUUUUAUUUUUUAUUUGAUUUUAAAAAUGUCAGUUAUAUCUGGCAUUAGAGGCCUCCGUUUUAAGUGCCUUCAUUGAAGAGCCAAAGAACUGCUUAACUUUUUUUUUUAUAAAUAAACUGUUCUCACUAAAGUGGACAUGACCAGCUCUAUGUACAGAUGCUUCUAAUUCCUAACUAAUGUUUCUGAGUAUGCAGAACAGUUUGUUUUUCUGCUGAGCCAACUUUUCUGUGCAACUUAUUCCUACAUUAGUUCAACGGUUAAUGCAGAGCCCAACUUCAUGUUUUACCUGGCCUGGUAUAGAGUUGAUUGAUUUUCAAACUGAAAGGGUUUGGGCUUGUUCAAAGAUAUUUUUUUACUGCCAAAUAACAGCAUGUUUUCAAUAAAAAAGUCUCUAUUUUC